Molecule: messenger RNA, 1059 nt
Organism: Pelagomonas calceolata
Lineage: Eukaryota; Pelagophyceae; Pelagomonadales; Pelagomonadaceae
Source: the annotation of a GenBank genome assembly
GCCCCUGCCAGUGCCGGUAGGCAGCGCGCAAACAUGGGCUGCCCCGACGGCUGACGAAGCGUGACUGCGCGUCCGCAGACGCCAUCGAAGCGCCAAGUCCGUCGGAGCAUCGCUGCGCGUCAACGAACCGCGAUGCGGCUCCUCCUCCUCUGCCUACCCCUAGCAGCGCCGCAAGAGCCGAGCUCCUGGGAGUCGGUGGGAGAGAUCGACUGCCUGGCCGAAGGCGCGCGGUGCUUCGGGUGUCAUACGCUGAACUACUGCAAUGGCCACGGCAAGUGCGAACAAAAGGGCGGCCCGGGGAGCCCGUUCGCGAAUUGUAAGUGUGACCCCGGCUGGGGCGGCGACGCCUUCUGUACCGAACGAACAUGUCCGUUUGGAAAGGCCCAGAGUGACAUGCCCACUUCAGUAACAGAAGCCCAUUCGCUGAAGGAAUGUUCCAAUGCUGGUUUUUGCGACCGACUCACGGGCACGUGCCAGUGCUUCCCGGGGUUUGCCGGCACGGCUUGCCAAUCAAAAACGUGUCCGAACGACUGCUCGGGCAAAGGGCUGUGUCUCACGAUGCGCCAACUCGCGAAGAUGAAGGACGCUUUACCUCUCAACGACGGCUUCACGUCCGUCAACAACACGGAUGAUCUCACGAAUCUCCCGGAGCCCGGUGAUCCUACACAAAACAUAUCUAUUCGCUAUGAUGGUGCGAUGUCGCGGUCGGGCCUCGGAGGUCCCACGUACGACCAGAAUCUCAACCGGGCCUGCCUCUGCGACUCGUCCUGGCCCGUGGGCUUAGGUCCGGGCGAACGACAGCAGGCCGAGUUCCACGGGCCCGACUGUGGCCAGAAGCGGUGUCCCUCGGGCGACGACCCGAUGACGGAAAGGGACGAGACGAACUGCACGGGCGUCGUCGCGGCCGGCGGUCGGGGCGUCGGCCGACCGGGGAACAUCUGCCACGUCGACUGCUCGAACCGGGGCACGUGCAAGGACGGGCUCUGCAAGUGCUUCAAGGGCUUCUACGGGAUCAACUGCGGCAAGCGGACGACGCGGUACUAACCUCCUUGUUUAGUC